AUGUAUCGCUUUCUACUGUCUUCGUCGCUACUCGUAGGAUGUGUAUGGGCAGGAGCUGUGGACUUGAACUGUACGAUAUAUGAAGGUGGUGCCCUCAAGAUGAUCCUCUGUGGUUGUGCUUCGAUCAGUACUCUUUUCAGUUCGCUCCAUCGGCAACAAAUUGUCAAGAUAAAUUGUCGACCUGCGAAUUGUGCCGCUCUAUACGGUGCGGCAGCGGUUGCAGGCCAGCCCGUAAAUCGAGAUGUAAAAUGCGGAGGAGACACAGCGAUAGAUCCCCAACUAGUUCAAGCGGCUGUUGAUCUGUGUCCAAAGCAUUGUGGCUAUUGCUGCCUCACUCCAGCAUUUUUAUGUCAUGACAAACUGCAGCCGCGAAUACCGUGCUCGUCAGUUACGCAGGCAAUGUGCGAAAGUAUUGCCUGGAAGAACAUUCUUCAAGAGGACUGCCCAAAAACCUGCGGCUUCUGCGAUACAGGUAACUGCGUCGAUACAGCACCUGGUUGCAACCUGGAUGGUGGUAUCAUUUGUCAGAGCAGAGACUCUGGAACCUUUGCACGGCAAUAUUGCAAGAAGACAUGCGGAUACUGUCAAGACGCGACUGUAGCACCAGGUUGGUCAUUUGUAAGGCUGCACAUUUCAAUAUUU
Ostertagia ostertagi is the source of this 642-nucleotide messenger RNA. Lineage: Eukaryota; Metazoa; Nematoda; Chromadorea; Rhabditida; Trichostrongylidae. The record is from the annotation of a GenBank genome assembly.